Vollenhovia emeryi is the source of this 840-nucleotide messenger RNA. It is a transcript of the gene EMC8-9, whose product is annotated as ER membrane protein complex subunit 8/9 homolog. The coding region runs from base 43 to 654 and encodes 203 amino acids. Lineage: Eukaryota; Metazoa; Arthropoda; Insecta; Hymenoptera; Formicidae. The transcript is spliced from 5 exons. Gene Ontology annotation, cellular component: EMC complex. The record is from RefSeq and is a predicted model, not a curated record.
GGUCUCCUCGCGUCUGCUUGCGUUUACAGUGCACCCUUAACGAUGACGAAUGUUUUCUUUUCGCUCCGCGCGUACUGCAAAAUCAUUUUACACGCAGCCAAAUACCCGCAUUGUGCAAUAAAUGGCCUGCUGCUCGGCAAACAAAAGAACAAGGACGGCCGGACGGAUCUGUACAUCGAGGAUGCGAUACCUUUAUUCCAUAUAUGCCUACACGUUUCCCCAAUGGCGGAGAUAGCGCUUACUUUGGUGGACCAGUUAGCUACAAGCAAAGGCCUUAUACUGGCGGGUUACUACCUGGCCAACGAGAACAUAAAUGACUUGAGCACAGACAGACCGGCUCACAGAGUAGCAGACAAGAUCGCAGAGAACUUUAACAAUGCACUGCUGGUAGUGGUGGAUAAUCGAGAACUGACCCUGGGCAUGGAAUCGAGUCCGUUGAGAAUUUCGCAAUCCGUAGAGGGAAAGUGGAAGCCAAAGGAUAAGGCAAACAUAAUUUAUGAUAUUGCACACACGGACGCAAUGUAUUCGUUACUGAAGGCAGAGGAGUAUAGGAAUCUGAUCGACUUCGACAACCAUCUGGAUAACAUCACUCUUGACUGGCAAAAUCUGAAACUAAAUGAAAUAAUCGACGAGGCUGUCGACAAACCCACAUAAGAGAUGACGAUGCAAACCAUUCCAAUACGUAACACACAGACACAUAUACACACACAGAGAUCAUACAAAGAUUGUUUUAUUUAUAUGUUAUGUUGCACUCUAUCUAUAUUUCAUUCACUAUAUGCAAAGUAAACAAAUGUACAUACGCUAUAGAAUUUAUAAAUGAAUAUCACCUGUUUUUAAAAA